UAGUGUGGGCACGGCUGGCGUGGGGGACGGACAUAGCGCCAUGACGCCGCGAUACCACGCCCGCAUCUAAACUCGCAACCCCGGCUCGUCUCGGAGAUGGUCAUGGCUGAGAAACUGAAGGCGCCCGUCAAAGUGGGCUUUUAUGAUAUCGAGAAGACCAUCGGCAAGGGGAACUUCGCCGUGGUGAAGCUGGCACGGCACCGCAUCACCAAAACGGAGGUGGCCAUCAAGAUCAUCGACAAGUCACAACUAGACGCCACCAACCUGCAGAAGGUCCACAGGGAGGUGAAAGUACUUAAAAGUCUCGACCAUCCACACAUCAUCAAGCUCUACCAGGUCAUGGAGUCUAAGAAUAUGAUCUACCUUGUCUCCGAAUACGCCAGCAACGGGGAGAUGUUUGACUACAUCGCGAGGUACGGCAGAAUGAGUGAGUCCAUGGCGAGGCGGAAGUUCUGGCAGAUCCUGUCUGCCGUCGAGUACUGCCACAACCGUCACAUUGUACACCGCGACCUGAAGGCGGAGAACUUGCUGAUGGACGUGAACAUGAACAUGAAGAUAGCGGACUGGGGUUUCAGUAACUACUACACACCAGCGGACACCCUCAACACGUGGUGCGGGUCCCCUCCUUACGCUGCCCCUGAGGUGUUUGAGGGCAAGAAAUACAUCGGUCCUGAGAUAGAUAUUUGGAGCCUGGGUGUUGUGCUAUACGUGCUGGUGUGUGGAGCGCUGCCCUUCGACGGUGCCACCCUCCCCGCCCUCCGUGACAGAGUCCUCUCAGGGCGCUUCAGGAUACCCUACUUCAUGUCUUCAGAUUGUGAGCAGCUAGUAAGAAAAAUGCUUGUGUUAGACCCUACGAGACGGUACUCUGUAGAACAAAUUAAGAGACAUCGGUGGAUGCAGGCAGAGGAACCACCCCGCUUGUCUUUCGAUUCUCCCACCAUCAGGGCCGAGAAGACCACUGAUCCUAAUGAACAGGUUCUCAGAGUCAUGCAGGAGCUGGGUAUAGACAUCAACAGGACCAGAGAGUCACUGCUAAGUGAAGCCUACGAUAACUACACGGCCAUCUACCUGCUGCUGCUGGAGCGCUUUAAACAGCACCGGUCAUCCCUACACAGUGAUAAACAUGCAGGUCUGGAACAGCAGCGUCGCAGACCUUCCAGUGUGGCAGAGGCAGCUAUGAGAAAGAUGUGUGCAAUGGUACCCACAGGCAAGGCUUCCCCAACAUCUGCCAACAUACAUGCCACACAGCUCACGGGUUCUUCAGGGAGCACAAUCGGGGGUAUACCGACACCUCCACUUUCUGAAACCUCUACUAUCAUUAGUCCACUGAUCACUCAGGAGGGCAUGAUAGGGAGACCGUAUGGCCAUACAGGAAGAAUAUUACCAGCGAUUCCAGGAGAACAACAGAGCAAUGUGCCACAUAGUUAUAUAUCAAAUUAUUCCAACUUGGGGCCACGUGGGAGUGUGGGAAGUGGUGUUCCUGAAACAGAAGCCAUAAUUACAAGCAUAACGCCCCAUGUCUCCCCUCCCUUCAGAGAAGUAAGCCAGGAUUCUCAAACUGAAUACACACCAGGUUAUCAAAAUGUUACAAGUGGGGGUAUACCGAUGGCAUUAGUUGGCAAAAGUUAUCGUGACAGUGAGAGUGGUGCGUCUACUUCCAUUGAUGAGGGGGUGGAAGCCGACAUGUGUGACUCAGAGUGUGGUUCAAUUGUGGGUGUUACUCGUAGUGGUCAUUGUAUGCUACAGAACAUCAAAAGUGCCUCUCAGCAGUCUUCAGAAACCUCUCAGUGCACUGACUCACCUCUUGGCAGUGUUACAAGCACAGAGUCUACUUUUGAAAGCUUUGAGUCACAAUUAGAGCCUGAUUUAGCAGCUUCACUUUCCUCUUGUUCACAUGCAUCCUUGUCUGGACGACCAUUGAUGCCUGGUGGGAUACAGUCAAGAUCUCUUCAGCCACAAGCUCAGCUGGAUCCAACUUCUGAUGCUCCAGAGCGUGCACACACUCGCUCACCGGUCAACUUCCGUGAAGGUCGACGUGCCUCAGAUGGAUUAGUUACACAAGGUGUUAUUGCAUUCCGGCAAAGAUUACUCGAGACAGAAAAGGCUCGUGGUUUGACCGAACUACACAGUGUGCAACAGGAACACCAAGCUCUUACAUCCCUUUACCAGGCAGCAGCUGUUACAGGUAGUGAGGAGACAGCCACCAGACAUCCACCUCUUCAGCAUCAUCAACACGCACAGUAUUGUCGUCAGUGGAGACAUUCUUACGCUGGCUCAGACGAGAUGAGCCGAGCACCUUUAGUGAGACAAAGAGUAUCAUUGCCAGACACUCUUAGUUUUGCUCCACAAAAGCUUCUUCAUGCCAAAGAUUCCAUCAAAGAUACAGACUACUCAAUAACCAAACCACUACAACAACAACUUUUUCAACAUAGACUCCAACAAAAACGUCAGAUUUUACAAAAACAGGCAGCAUUCCCAAGACAAUCGUACCCUGUUGGUUGUGAGCUUUCUCGGAGGCAAAUGGUUCGGCAAGCAUCCUAUAAGCUAGCACAACAACAGCCUGUAUUACCGCCGCUCCCUGCUGAACUUAGUGCUGCACAUCUUCUUGCUGGGUUGAAUCAGGCCGACUUGGCAUGUCCAACCAUUGCAGAGCAUGUGGGAUUUGCUGACCAGGAUGAGGAAGGAUGGGACAGCAAUCCAGCAUGGAGGAAUAUCUCCUCCUGGGCACCAGACUCUACAGCUGCAACGUGGCACACACUUCCCUCCACAUUGGCUGCAUGUCAGAUCAGUGAAGCUCAGCAACAGUCUCAGCCUCCAGUCUCUAGUACAGAUACCAGGACGUGGACUGGUCUUCAAGCCUGGCAUGGAGGAUGGCAUCAGGGUGGUGGUGCGGUGGGAGCAGCACCAUGGCAGCCGGUGGUAGGAACGAGUAUUCUACCACAAACUGUGUGUGAGAGUCCCAUCCUGGAGAUGCCGGAACACAUGGAAACUUGAGGUCCAAUAUUUCCUCAUCAGCUAUCCAAAGCAUUAUACAGUAGUGUUUGUCACAGCCAGAAAGACUGAAUCUGAAAUAGCAAACUGAAACCCAUACUGUGUAAUGUUCUUUAACAGUGACUGAAGAUACCUAUUAUAAAACUGAAAAACUUGUCUUACCAUAAUAAGGUUUGCAAGUACUUGCCACAUCAGGCUAGACUUAAACCUUAGGUAAUGAACUGAAACCUGUGUUAAUAAAUGGUCUCUGAAAGUGACACAAGAUACCUAAUCGAAGCAGGUAAACCUAUCUUGCCAUAAUGCCAUAAUAAGGUUUACAAGAAAUAAAAAAGUCCUAAGUAUUACAGAUUUCUUAUAAAUAUGUCACAAACUGCUUCCAGCACCUCAGUAACUCAGUCUAAAACACACAAGCCAUCUAGUCAGUAAUGAGUUUUGCAUUUCUGACUUUUCCACUUGGCUGUAAGGAUAUAGGGAGCGCAAGGUGUCAUAGCAUGUAUUGUAUUUAACAGUAAGGACAGUGUUUAUUAACUGGUGAUAUUGACAUGCUAAUAAUAUCCCAUUUGUGAUGACUACAGAGAGUAACUAUAUUGUAUUGGAGUCAAGGAUUCCAAGACACGGAAGAUUGGAGCGUGUAAUAUUUCCAGCCCAGAAACUGCCAGUUUAUAAAGGAGAUGUCUUUUGUAAGGGGCAAAGAUUAUGUAAAUUAGCCACUGUUUUUGAGAUGGUUUGCUGAUGAUUCCUUAAGGUAUGGUAGAGACCAGGGUGUUAGGUAGAGAAGAACAUGCAUGACAGUGAUUGCAUUUCAUUGCAUCAUCUUUAGUUAAUAUAUUGUAGGCUUCCACCAGAAACAAGACAAGAUUUCUCUGUGGAAUAACAACCAUUUCAAAAAAUAAUACCUUUCCUGUGUAUGAGAAAUUAUUUUCACUGCCAUUGACAACCUUAAGAUGUAUAUUCAGUAAAUAUGAUUUGAAAUAGUAUGGUUAGAUUUGCAGGGCUCCAUAACUCACUCAGUAGUGCUGUGGCUCCCAAACCAUGAGAAGGUUUCAAUUCUCUGAUCAGGCACAGGUAGCUGGGCAUUAUUCUGCCCAGGUGUGCCAUAUCACUGCCCUGGGCUAAGCUAACCUUCCUGGCCUGGGGAGGAUUGCCACACCCAUAGAUUAUGGGAAGUGGCAUGAGGGAUGUUUAAGAGUCAUUAGCUGGAUACUUUAAAGAUUAAUCAUACACUACUGCAAUAACUUACCAAAAAACAAUUGGGGAAAAUAUUCACAAGAGAUAAGGAGUGUCAAAGUUUAGUUAACAAGUUAUAAUCAAAGAUAUCAAUAAUCCUAGCCUGGCAGAAAUCAAAAGAAAUGAUGCAAGUUUAACUAAGGAAAAAUCAUAAAAACAACCUACAGGGUAGUAUAGGUACGUAUUAAUUUUAUUUGAGUAAAAAUUGGUAUUGUACUGAUUCAGUGGGAUAAACUUGUGCCAGAGUUAUGAAUACAAAUUUAAGGGUUUAUGAAUUAUUUAAGGUGAAGAUGUGAAUUACUGUUGCUGCAUCAGUGAUACAGUUCCGGAAAUGUCUUCUUACGGCCCCUGUGGUAACCUGUGCCGCCAAAUGGCAAAGUCGCAGUAGUAGUUUCACUAUUUAUGAAUGAAUGGGUAUUGGUCAUGUAACGAUGGACGUGAUUGGUGUACAUGUAUAGGUUUGCUAUAGGCCGUUUGGUGACAUGGGUUACCACAGGAGGUGUAGGAACACAUUUCUGCAUUGGUAUACUAAACUGAAUCAGUAACAACCUCAGUAAAGUGUGAACUGUACUGUACUGUAUAUAAUAAUUGGGCAUUAUAUUUCUGAAUCAACAGGGUCAUCGUGUAAAUUGUAAAAACAAUAAAAAAAAAACGUAAUGAAACAAAAGACAGCUAUCAGAUAUCAGGCUUGGAGGUAAAUGAACUACAUGUGGCUCUAGAGGUGUGUACAUAACUGUGAGGAUACUAUGAAAUUUACCGUCUGCUCAACAGGAGUCACACAGUCUUCUCAUGUGCAUGAAAAUAUAUACUGUCAGUCCAUUCACAAAUAUUGUGAUUACAUACAUGAUACAUAUAUACAUGAUACAUAUAUACAUGAUACACAUAUACAUGAUACAUACAUUACAUUACAUACUGUACAAUACAUGAUACAUUAGACACAUAAAAGCCAGAUUGUCCUCAGGUUUGGGUUCAUUAUUGAUAUUUACUAUGUUUAUGGUAGUACACUUUCUGUAACUAACACGAAUGUUACUAAAGUGAUGAAACAAAAACAAGUGUUGAUAUAUAUUGUCAACAAGGACACUGCCGUUGGGGGUCGGGGUCAUUGUGUUCUCUCCUGGGCAAAAUUCCUUCUCAGGCAGUCUUUUAAGUUAUGAUGCUCUAUAGACACUUUCUAGUCAUUAAUGUUUAAUGCAGGAAAAAUAUAACCACUGAGCAUGGAAUAGUUUGCUGAAGCAGUCGUGCAUUAGUCUAAAUUUUAUCGGAAGUAUAGAAAUUGAGAUUAUAUGUUUUGUUCAUUGUAUUUAUUGAAAUUGCAUUUCUUGAAGGGAAUUUCAAAAUAUAACUUAUGUACCAAACUCUAAAUGCUUCUGCAGACUUUUCCCUAAAGUGGUUUAUUCUCCCACAUGGAUUCCCAGAAGGUUGACACACACAGUCAACACCAACAUCAGGCAAACUUUAAGAAUUUGGGAUGAUGGUAAUGUGUACAGUUUUCCCCCUAACUAAAAUUUUUCCUUAACUUUUAACUUUGAUGAAUAGUGAGUACUCCUUGCUCAUAGUUCCCUCAUCUGCAUAUCCAAGAAAAUUUAUUAACAUGACCCUUCCCUUAAUACUUAAGCCUGGAGUUUUAAUCACCCUCUGCCAUUGACGGGGGUCGUCGUGUUUAUAACCAAAGUUUAAAAAAAAUUUGAGGCACAACGCACACUAGCCUACAGUUCUUGACGGGGAGUGUGGAGGUAAAAUGAACUAAAUCCAAUAUUAUAAGUUAAUUUAACUGCCACACCUCUGUGUCGAGCACUACAGUGCAGCAUCUUUCGUGACUAAAUUUUUUUAAAUCGCUUGUAAACACAACGACUCCCGCGAAUGGAAGAGGGUGAUUAAAACUACAAGGCUAACCCUUUGGGUAAUCUUAUUGCAUGUGUGACAAGAUUAGACUAAAUCUUAUUGAAUGGUUAUAUAUACAGUAUAUCCAUGUUACAUGGAGGUAAAUCAUGAUAGAUCUGGAUAAAACAUAAAUAUAUAUAAGCUAACUCUUGAACAUAUACAGUAAGACUUGCUUACCCAUAAUUAUAUUAUUAAUGAAAUAGAAAAGAUUCAUGGCAAAAUUACAUGUUUAGAAUCCCUGUCACCAGUUAAAGGUCAUUUUCAAUCCCUUACUUUAGAAGUGUAAAUGCUGUCUUUGAUUCAUGAAGAAAAUUAAAGUAUUGACAGUGUAUGCAUUUGUACAGUUGCGGAAAUGUGUUUCUACACCCCUUGUGGUAACCCUUUGUCACCAAACGGCAACAUCGCAGUAGUAGUAUCACUGUUUAUGAAUGAAUGGGUAUUGGUCAUGUAAUGAUGGACGUGAUUGGUGGAUAAGUUUGCUAUAGGUCAUACAGGUCGGCCAUUUGGAGACACGGGUUACCAUGGGAAAUAGGAACACAUUUCUGCAACUGUACAUGUACUAUAAAUGAACUGAUUUAGACUGAGUAUUGUGAACAUGAGUUAGAGUUAAGAGUGAACUCUCUCAUAUUGUGGAGAGUGACCAUCCAUGUGUCUGGCAGAUCAACAUGCAACACAUUGUUUACAUUUGAGAAUCUGAUUAGGUAAUGUCUGAUUCUUUCCAUAUGUGAUAAAAGUUAUUGGUUUGUGCAGUGCAGUUCUGUUGUACUGUACAUGGAAAAAUUAUCAGAUUUACUCUAACUUUAACCACAAAUGCCAGGCAUUUUUACUUCAUGCUAAGUCAUGGAGGCUUUAGAAAAUCAUAUCAUCCAGUGUAAAAACUUUUGUAUCAUAUUAUUAAGGCCAAAAUCAGGGAUAAUGGAUGGUGAGUAUCAUUUAAUUUUCAUAUCAAAAUAACUCAAUACUAUGAUAUGUCUUGAUGAAUUAAUGACAGUACAGUCCAGUAUGUUGGGAAUAUUGAGAAAGACUUUUCUUGAGCCCAUGGUGGUGACUGUACUGUACAGUAUCCUCAUGGCUCAAACACACUUCAUUCCCAAAAAUAAAUUAAUUGGGUUUGAUAUCUUAGAAGCUCCUAGAAGUAAAAAGUAAACUGGUUGAAUUUGAUAAUUUUGGAGUUCGUAGAGGUUAAUAGAUCGCUACUGUACUGUACAUUACUGUAUUAGCUGCCUGACCCCAAGGGAUAUUGUUGAAGCAUUUUAUUUCUUCCAGGGAAUAAAUUCAUUGUAAUGUUUCUUCAAUAAUUCUUUUAUUGUACUAUUUACCUGUGAGAUACUGAUGUUGGGUAGAAUAUAACUUUAUUAUUAAACUUAUUUGUACUCUCCUUAUAUUCAUCCAAAUGUUUAAAAGCAAUUCAUAUACAGUACUGUAUUGUACCUAACAUGUACUCGGUAUUUUCUUGAUAGUUUUAUGUGUAAUCAAAAAUGAAAACUCUGUUACUCUCAGUAAGUUUACUUUCUUUUUCAGUCUUCCACCUAAAGUCUUUUCACAUAUACUAUAAAGCUUUUCAACUUUUCUGACCAACAUAGCCAGUCACUCUCACUUGUAAUUAGUAUGAAACAUGCUAUGAACCUUCCCUCGUGGUCCUCUUGAUCCAAAAUAUUUAUUCAUAAAUAUGACUUGAGUAUAAUUCCAAUAUUGAUAUAGGAUUUCAAAUUCCAGUCCUUCAUGACUCAUUAGGAAUAAUUUUUGGAUAUUGCUCAUCACCUUCAGUUAAUGUUCUUACCGUAGUCAGUAAGAUUAUAACUAAAAACUUUUGUAAAAAUAUUAAGUACUGUACAGAUAUUAGCCAGGGUCUAGGUGUAGGAUGAUGGAUGUUUUUACAAUGUGUCUAAAGAUGAAGUGUUGCCUGUUUUUUUAAUUAUUGAUUUGCUGAGGGUCAGUGAAGGAGCUUUAAGUAACUUACUAACUGAUAAAAGGUGCCGUACUUCAGUUAACAACACUUGUGGAGUCCCAACCCAAGAGUCAUGUGUCCAGCCCCACAACUUGGCAGGUAUGACAAGACAUUAUGAUGUUAACAAAGCCAGUUUCUUUGUCAUGUCAGGGUACCAGACUAUAGCUAAUCUUUCUAAUCUAAGGUUUGAGAGGACACAUGACCUAAGGCACUACAGUGUAUUAUUGAUCACAAAAUGGACUGAUUCCAAGAAAGUGUUUGAUGAAGAAAAAUAUAGAAAAGAAAAUCCGAUGCCACAAUGUUGUUGUUUGAGACAUCUAGUCAGUGGGAUGCAGGUAUUAUUUAUAUUUUUUGUAGAAUAUAGCAUUUCAUGAUGAUCUUCCCUUAAAAGAAAUUAGAUAGACUAUAUACAGUAAACUGAGUAUGAAGAACAAUAAUAUUCUACCUUUUAAGCAUUAUGCAAGUUUAUUACAUGUUUGAAAUUAACAAAGAAUAAUACUCGGCAGUUUCAGAGGCAUCUGUGUACAGUGUGUGACUGAAGCCUAACCAGAUCAUAUCGAAAUACAUAAGCACCCCUAUUAGCUCAAAUGUGUAUAUUAUAUGUGCAAACUAGAACCUGUAUUAUAAACGGGAGAACUUACAGAUUCUUAUUUUUCUAGAGUGUGGGAUGAUGCUCAAAUAAGUGACACAUUAUUGAACUAAAUUUUCUACUAAGUUCUUACAUUUUUCUUUAAAGUGGCUGUACUGUAUGUCGGUCUUAUAAAUGAAAGCUUGAAUGUGAUCAUUAUUAAGAAAUAAUGAAUAUAUACUUGUGCAGGGUACUAAGGAAGUUUUUGAUAAAACAGUUGACCAUUUGUUUUGUUUGUAAAUUAUCAGUCACAAGGUACUGUACUGUACUAUAUUGGUUAUGAAUACUACAGUACAGUACAGUAUAAUUGGAAUUUUUAUGCUGAGGUGAUGUUUUAUUGGGGUGAUUCUUAAAUGAAUUAUGUAUAUGAUAUGUGAUGAUCUAGAAAUGAUUGGUGUAGCUUCUCCAGAUCUAGGAUACUGUUAAAGGUACUGAACACUGCAUAUGGUAUAUAAGUGGGUAUUUAUCUCCCCUAGAUCUGACAAGGCACCAGCCCAGUUACUUACUUGGUCACAUAUAAACUUUUGAACAUAGUUUUGGAAUACCUCAUGUCAAGGAUCCUAAUUUCUCUGUGAUUGGAGACCACACAUAAAACUGUCAAAUUUGGUUUCAGGUAAACAUUUACAGCCGUAGUGUAUGAAAGCCUACGACACCACGCAUCAUUCUCCAGAAGCAAUAAAUAAAGCACUGCAGUAACAAAUUCCUCAUGUUUUUCUAAUGUCAAGUGACUAGUGUUGAAUACUGAACUCCAUUACUUAUUCACUUUCAUAAGUUUUACCAUUAUUUACUUAAAUUUAUUUUGAAAUAUUCUAUAGCCUAACCUGGAGUACAAAACUCCUCCAAGACUGUACUGUACUAAAAUCAGUUAAAACCUCAUACUGGACUGUUGUCUGGCAGAAACAUUGGCAAUAGUGUACUGUACAUCUCUACUCCAGACAGAAAAGUUAGUUUCAGUUUCAAAAGUUUCUGUAGCCAGCUUAUUUGUUCUAACCCAAUCAUAUUUGUAUUUUCUAGUGUUGCAACUUUUUGUGACCUUGACUUCAAAGCCACGAGACUUUCCAGGGCUUUGUUGACUCAUCAGUCAUUUACAAUGAGGGUAACGUUCCAUAAAAUUGGACAGUCAAGUGAAGCAGUUUCAGAUUUGUGUGACAUAAGAUGUCUUUCUGAGUUUAUACAGUCACACAUUGUUCAUUCCUUAACAGGAAAGAAAUGAAACACCUAACAUUGUAAAUCAUAUUUUAAUGUACAAUCUUACAAUUAUUUAAUAAAUAAUUGAGGUUGUAAAAUAUAACUUCACAAUGCUUGACUGUCAGUGAUAAAAUAAGGCCAUCCUAAGUUAACUAUGUAUGGUCUGUGACCUACUUAAAGUAUGUGAUAAAAUUUUAGGUUAUAUAAGGCUGAAUUUCAUUGAUAAUUCUUUACACUGUUUUAUAUUUUAUUGCUACUGUAUUAAGGUCAUCACUGUUAUCUAUAUAUAUAUAUAUAUAUAUAUAUAUAUAUAUAUAUAUAUAUAUAUAUAUAUAUAUAUAUAUAUAUAUAUAUAUAUAUAUAUAUAUAUAUAUAUAUAUAUAUAUAUAUAUAUAUAUAUUUUGUAACUGAACUACUGUAUUUUCAAAAUAUCCAUUCCUGAUAACUUGGUCAUAGGUGUUGCAUUACUGUGCACACCGUAUUGUAUUCUAUGAUUUUAUAAAAUAUGGCCAUUAAGAAAAGAUCAUUUUGAACAACUUAAAGCCUUUCGUCAUAUACCUGGUUCAACAAUGUAAGGGCAUUACAGCACCCAGUUUUGUGUACUCUUCCAUUAGUGGUAAUUUAUUAUUUAUAUACAGUGCUGGGUCUGCAGAACAACCAAACUGACAUGAGUUUUCUUCAUGAACUACAAGUUUAUGCCAGUUGCUGAACUUGUGGAAAAAUAACAUUGUAUUCUUGCCUUUUUGUGAUGAAUGACAGUGUCUGCUUUAAAAAAAAAUUUGUUUAGAAAUUGUUUACCAAGUAAUGUUGACCAUUACUUGUAGUGUGUGGUAUGCUAAGCACUGCUUCUAAUCAAAUCAUUUAAUCUAGGAUAUUAAAACUCACAUCAACAGAUUUGUAAAUCUGAAUCCAGCAUACCUUAAUUGUUCUCCAAAUUUUUACACACAAUUUUUUUCAUGUGUACAGUACAGCCCUCGGUGAACCUCCGUUGUGUAUCAGGUUAGAAGUCGUAGUGAUACAGUAUACAUCAACUUCUAGAAGUGCUGCUGUACUGUACAGUAUACGUAACUGACCUUUUUCUCUGGCUAAGAAAACAUGGUACUGUACAUGUAGUUAUAGACUUGACCUUGUUAAUGACAGGAUUUUUUUUAACCACUUGAGUUUCUUCUCAAAGCACAGUUGUCUAGUAAGAUUUUGGGCAUGGGCACCUGUUAAAUGUGUCUCUUAAACUUCUGAAGCUCUAAAAAAGUAAAAUCAGUCAUGAAUUACAGGGUGAGAAACAGUAGAUGUCUGAACAACUUUUGCUGCCCUACUUAUGUAAGAUGAGCGAGCCAUCAAACAAAUUAUUAUUUUAUCAGUGGUAUUAAACAGUCGGUCGAGUCUGUCAUAUUUAAAUCACAGUGGCAGUAAUCAAUUUGAAAUUAAUUUAUUACCUCAGCUAGGGAAAAAGUUGCAAACUUUUUUCAUAACAUUUGAAGUGUUUAUGUGUAUUCUGGAUAUGGAUACUCAAGUGAAUUUUCCCAGCUGGAACUUAACAUUGUUUCAGUGUUGAAUUGAUGUAGAAACAAUUUUGUCUUGUCAUUUCAACGUUUAUUCAACACGAAAUCAACAGCGUGUCUCUGCUAGGAAAUGUGCUCUACUGCAAGCAAUGCUUAGUGAGACUCCUCUUGAGCUGGUCUCAUUACAAACACAAAUGUCUUAGAUGUUAUCCACUUCUUAUUUUUUUCCUGACAGCAUAUGGGUGAUACUAAUUUUAGAAAUGCUUCCGCCAAUGAAUUUUCACGCUUCUUUUGUUGUGUAAGCCAGCCUCUCCGUGGCUUUAUUGAAUCUGUUUUGUACUGAAUAUUUGCCGUUAUUUAUUUGAUAUGUUCCCCAUGACUCAUUACCAUUUUCUAGUCAUUUAUCUGCAUUAAGUAAUAUGGUGAUGCAUUUUGUAUAUUAACACAGCUUCUGUUCCCUACAUAAUAUACAUUUCAUAUGCAAUAUAUUAUAUGUAAAGAUGAAGACUUGUGUUAUGUAUGUUUAUACAUAGUUGCCUAGCAUAGAGCUGUGUAUUUUUAUGUAAACAAUUGAAAACAAUCUCCAAAAUUGAAAUAAAAAUGGAGUCUU
Homarus americanus (American lobster) is the source of this 11972-nucleotide messenger RNA. RefSeq names its product serine/threonine-protein kinase SIK1-like. The coding region runs from base 97 to 2994 and encodes 965 amino acids. Gene Ontology annotation, biological process: microtubule cytoskeleton organization; intracellular signal transduction; protein phosphorylation. Lineage: Eukaryota; Metazoa; Arthropoda; Malacostraca; Decapoda; Nephropidae. The transcript is spliced from 9 exons. The record is from RefSeq and is a predicted model, not a curated record. Gene Ontology annotation, molecular function: ATP binding; tau-protein kinase activity; protein serine/threonine kinase activity. Gene Ontology annotation, cellular component: cytoplasm.